CAAAACAAAUCCGUAGUAUGGGGAAAAGCGGCCGAAUGGCAGUGUGGUGAGGACAAGCGUCCAUGGCUGCCGUGGUCAACUUCAACGCAAAUCCGGUUGGUUUCAUUCAAAGCAUCUGCCAUGCAUGGCGAUCUUCAGUUUCAGCGUUAGAUUUCCUGCCUUUCCACUCGGAUUUCAAAGCCUCAUUUUCCCUCUUUCACCAUUUGCGAGUGGGAGCAAUUUUCUUAGGGCGAUGGAGUCAAAACCAGAGCUCAAUGGGACCGUUUCUUCAGGCAAUGACCAACUUCAGGUGGCAGAUCUUCAUCAGUUGGAGAAUGGCCAAGAAGGGUUUCAGAGUUCAGGCUCAGAAGAAGCUGCUUUGGCUGAUCAAAAUGACAAAACAACAGCAAAAGGAAGAAAAGUUGGUGGGUGGAAUUGUGGGAUGCUGCUGCUAGUGAAUCAAGGAUUGAUCACACUGGCAUUUGCGGGAGUUGAAGUGAAUUUGGUUCUGUUUUCAAAGUCAGUGCUGAGGCAAACCAAUGCUGAAGCAGCAAAUACAUUCAGCAGAUGGAUGGGAACCACUUAUUGCUUCUCUUUGUUGGGUGCAUUUCUCAGCGACUCAUACUUGGGAAGAUAUCUCACUUGUGUAAUUUUUCAACUUGUCUUCAUUGUUGGUUUGGUAGCACUUUCCUUAUUAACUCAUAUAUCUCUGCUCAAACCCAGUGGUUGUGGAAAAAUAGGUCAAUUAUGUGACCCUCAUGGCUUAACUGAACUCACGAUAUUUUACAUAUCGAUCUAUCUAAUCGCCUUAGGAAAUGGAGCCCCUGAGCCUGCAUUGGCUACAUUCGGUGCAGAGCAGUUUGACGACAAGGAUCCUAAGGAAAAGCGAGCCAAGACCUCGUUUUACAGCUACUUCUAUGUGUCAAUAAACAUGGGGUGUUUGAUUUCAGAGACAGUUUUGGUUUAUAUAGAGAACUUGGGGCAUUGGAUGGUGGGGUUUUGGAUAUGUGCUGUGUGUGGAUUGCUUGCCUAUCUGUUGUUAUUGAGUGGAACUUCAAGAUAUAGACAGUCCAAACCUUCUGGAAAUCCUAUAUCAAGAUUCUCUCAAGUUAUAAUGGCUUCCAUGAAAAAGAUGAAUCUAAAAAUGCCCUCAAAUGGAGAAGGUCUUUAUGAAGGUCCAGGGGGGAAAAAGGGUACAAGGAGAAUGCUUCACACUGAAGGCUUCAAAUUUUUGGACAGAGCAGCCAUUCUUACAGAAGAGGAGAUAAACUUGAUAUGCAACCAAGGGCAAACAGCAAAUCCAUGGAAACUUUGCACUGUCAGUCAGGUUGAGGAAGUGAAAUGCAUUUUGAGGCUUCUUCCAGUCUGGUUGUGCACUAUUUUCGCCUCUGUUGUGUUCAUUCAAAUGCUCUCUCUUUUUGUUGAACAAGGAGCUGCCAUGAACACCCUCGUUGUGUCGAACUUCCAUAUACCUCCAGCCAGCAUGACCGCCUUCGACAUUGUAAGCACGACCUUAUUCAUCAUGCUUUACGACAGGCUCCUUGUUCCUUUUUACAUCAGAAUUACAAAACGAAAGCCAAAACCACCAAGUGAGCUACAAAGGAUUGGGAUCGGCCUAGCCAUUACAGUAGUAGCACUUGUAAUUGCAGGCUUUGUCGAGCAAAGACGGUUGAAGUAUGCAAGUGUUACUGGUAAAGAAACUAGUUCUUUGAGUAUUUUCUGGCAAACGCCACAAUAUGUACUCGUGGGGGUCUCCGAAGCAUUUGUUUACGUAGCUCAGAUGGAUUUUUUCACAUCACAAAUACCAGACGGAUUGAAAAGCUUGGGAAUGGGACUUUCCAUGUCUUCAUCAGCAAUGGGGAGUUAUCUUGCAAGCCUGAUUUUAACUACUGUAAUGGCUAUCACAAAAACUAAUGGUAAGCCCGGUUGGGUUCCCCCGAACCUGAACGACGGUCAUUUGGACCGGUUUUUCUUUCUAUCAGCCACUUUGACUGCUCUCAACUUGGCCUUGUACCUUGUCUGUGCCAAAAGGUACAAAGGUUCUAUAAUAGAGAAGCAAGAUGAAGACCUAGAAGAGGAGUUUGAUAGUGAGUUCAAGUAAGAGUCCUUUCUAGACAGGAAAAUUUCAGGGAACAAAGACGGUUGAGACACAGCAUGGAUAUUAUCAUCUUUGAUAAGAGAGGUUUGGCAAUAAUACAAGUUCCAGUCUUAGUUUAAACAUUUGCUCAUUUUCUUUUAGAAUCUUUUUAGAAUCCGAAGAUUUGAACCUCCAACCAUUCUAAAUAAAACUCAUAAUAUUAUCGUC
Messenger RNA from Cucurbita moschata (crookneck pumpkin), 2284 nucleotides. RefSeq names its product protein NRT1/ PTR FAMILY 7.3-like. Gene Ontology annotation, molecular function: transmembrane transporter activity. NCBI's taxonomy places the organism in Eukaryota, Viridiplantae, Streptophyta, Magnoliopsida, Cucurbitales, Cucurbitaceae. Bases 125 to 2080 code for a protein of 651 amino acids. The transcript is spliced from 5 exons. The record is from RefSeq and is a predicted model, not a curated record. Gene Ontology annotation, cellular component: membrane. Gene Ontology annotation, biological process: transmembrane transport.